CCACACUCCCCAACUCAGCGCGGUUAGUUGCUCGCUGGUUUUUGUAACGUCAAGUCAUCCCUCGCUUCUGACGGGGGCGAGAAAGAAGAAGAAGAAGAAAAAAACACGCAAAGGACCAGAAACUACAAACCAACUUUAGCGUUUCUGCAGGAAACGAAGCAAACGGAUUUCUGAGAAGAGAAAACCGAGGACCGGAGCCCCUCUUUCUGCAGGAAAAAGGAGGCUUAACUUUUUUCCCCCCUUCUUCUUUUUUUUUUUCCUCCUCUAUCCUCUCUUCGUUCACCAAAAUGAACCGGAGCUUUAAUAAAUCGCAACCUUUGCGACACGCUGAUUGCGACGCGGUGGAAGUGAAGAGCAAGUAUGGAGCCGAGUUCCGCCGGUUCUCUGUAAACCGGUUCAAGCCUGGCAAAUUCGAGGAGUUCUACAAGCUCAUCCUGCAUAUUCACCGCCUUGCGAAUAUAGAGGUGAUGCUUGGCUACGCCGACACCCACGGGGACUUCCUGCCGAUUAACAACGACGAGAACUUUUCCAAGGCGGUCGACUCUGCUCAUCCCCUCCUCAGGGUAUUUGUGCAAAGACGAGAGGAGGUCGACUACGCCACCUUCGGCACCAGCACCUUAACCCGUAAGAAGAAGGCGGUGGUGGUGAACCUGCGCAACAGCGACAUCAGCCGCAAGCGUCCCCGCGUCCCCAUCGGCAUGCCGCAGGACUUCCGUCCCGUCUCCUCCAUCAUCGACGUGGACAUCCUGCCGGAGUCCCACCGCCGCGUCCGACUCUAUCGCCACGGCUCGGACAAACCCCUGGGCUUCUACAUCCGCGACGGGACCAGCGUCCGCGUGACGCCCCACGGGCUGGAGAAGGUCCCGGGCAUCUUCAUAUCCCGGAUGGUGCCCGGCGGCUUGGCGGAGAGCACCGGGCUGCUGGCGGUCAACGACGAGGUGCUGGAGGUGAACGGCAUCGAAGUGACGGGCAAGUCUUUGGACCAGGUCACGGACAUGAUGAUCGCCAACAGCCACAACCUGAUCGUGACCGUCAAGCCGGUGAACCAGCGCAACAACGUGGUCCGCGGCAGCAGGAUCUCCGGCAGCUCGGGCCAGUCGUCCGACAGCAGCGGCUCCAUCGGCCACCCGAGCUUCUCGGCGGCGUCGGCGCGGGAGGCGCCCGCCGCGCCGCAUCCCGGUUACCACGACGACCUGGAGAGCGACGAGGACACCGACAUCGUCAUCGAGAGCAGCCUCAAGCGGCCGUCGCUCCGCUCCAACGCCUCGCUGGCCUCCAGCGCGUCCCGCACGCACCAGCAGGCUCCGGCGGCUCCUCCCAGCCCGCCCACGCGGCCCUCGUCGGUGGUCUCCACCACCUCCUUCCGGUCCCAGACGAGUCUCAACGGAGGGUCCCACCACCACCACCAGCACCAUCACCCUCCACAACAACAGCACCCACCACCCUCCAUCAGCCUGAGCCAGCAGCUGCACAGAGACCUGAACCUUAAACACAGCCAGCAGCAUCAGCAUCAGCAUCAGUCCAAACACAGCGAGCUGCACUCACAGCCGCCUCAUCACAGCAGCAACCCGGCGCUGCGGCACAGCAACGGCAGUCUGCACAAAAUCCUCAGCUCUCUGAAAACGGACCCACGGCACAGUCUGUCUCUGCCCAAAGGAGGGGUGGAGGAGGAUGGCACCGUCAUUACCCUAUAAUAAUUACAGAUAAGGAAUAAACAUCCUGGCUGCUCAGAGACUAUACAGGAACACGGACGUUCUCCGUCAGACUCCAACUGUGUGGCCUUUUUUUUUUUUAAUGAGACGAUAGGAAGUUUACAAUGAGACCGUGUAUAUAUCUUGUAUUUUUUAAAGUUCGUCGUACGUUGAAAAAUGUGUAUGUUCUUUAUAAGCAUCAGAACAAAUGAUUUAUUUUUUUUUUUAUAGUCCACUGUAGGUUAGAGCUCUGAAUGUACCUGCAGCCGGGUGUCUUUUUCUUGGUGUCCACCUUUUUUUUUUUUUUUAAGACCCUCUUUCAUUCUCGUCACUGGGACCAACGUGGGGUUUGCUUAUGGAUGUUUUUUUUAAAGAGUAAAUCUAUAUUUCUUAUAUUCCCAAAAAUGCUGUGUAGAGUUGUUUUUACUAGGUCUUUUAUACAUCCAUGUUUGUGAUCAAAUCUUUGUAUCUGUUUAAAUAAAUUAUUUUCUCGUUCAUGAAA
Fundulus heteroclitus (mummichog) is the source of this 2193-nucleotide messenger RNA. It is a transcript of the gene pard6gb, whose product is annotated as par-6 family cell polarity regulator gamma b. Gene Ontology annotation, molecular function: protein kinase C binding. The record is from RefSeq and is a predicted model, not a curated record. The transcript has 3 exons. Gene Ontology annotation, cellular component: apical plasma membrane; cell cortex; nucleus. Lineage: Eukaryota; Metazoa; Chordata; Actinopteri; Cyprinodontiformes; Fundulidae. Gene Ontology annotation, biological process: establishment or maintenance of cell polarity; regulation of cellular localization; centrosome cycle. Bases 288 to 1694 code for a protein of 468 amino acids.